AUGGAGUUCUGCCCUGUGAAGGUCUAUCCUCGCUCCUUGAGCACGGUGGACGUCCUCUUGGAGCUCUCGGAGCCAGCGGCUCCUGCAGGGCUCAGCUAUCGCUACCGCUGGGAUGAAGCGCCCAGCUGCGCGGGCACGGAGGCUUGGGAGCAGAUGGAGCACGAGCUGAAGGACCUGCCAGUGCCAGGUGGGCAAGCCUGGUCUCCUGAGAGCCCCUCGCUGCAUCGGCUCACGGUCGCGAUGCUCAGCCCGACCCACCUGGUGCUGGACUGUGUGGUGGUCCGUUUUGGGCUUCGCACGGUGACCACCAAGGGCCAGGAGGUGCACGUGAAUGGACGCGCCAUGAAACUGCUGGGUUUCAACCGGCAUGACCUGACCGAUUCGCCGGUGCUCGCCUACGAGCAGCUGGUGGCAGAUGUGCAGAUCUUGUUGAGCUUGGGCGCCAACUUCGUGCGCGGCGCCCACUACGCGCAAGACGCGCGGUUCUUGGACCUCUGCGAUGUGCAUGGGCUCCUCGUUUGGGAGGAGGUGCUCGGUUGGCAAAACACGGUGGAGGACUUCCACAACCCGACCUUUGUGAUGCAAAGCCUUCGCAUGGCCAAGGAGAUGGCGGUGGCCUCCGUGAACCACCCCUCGGUCAUCUUCUUCGGUUUCUUCAACGAAGGCGAGUCCUUCGAUGACAGCGAGGCCACGCGCACCAUCUACCACGCCAUGGCCUCGCAGCUCAGGAGGCACAGUGGCCACACUCGUCUCAUCGGCUAUGGCUCCAACCACCCUGGCAAGGAUCGCCAGCUGGAGGCGGUGGACGUCCACGCGUUCCACCUGUACCUGGCGUGGUAUCCCACCACGCAGCCCGCCGAUCCCCAGGAGGUAGAGGGCAUCCCAGAUGUUUGGGAGCAUGUCCAGCAGUGGUCCACCCACGUGGAUGCACAGAAGCCCAUGCUCAUCACGGAGGCGGGGGCUGGAGGGCUCUUUGGCUUUCGUGGGCCGGUGGAGCAGAAGUGGACCGAAGAGUACCAAGCUUUGCUUCUCAAGACUCACCUGGAGGCAGUGAUCAACAACCCAGGGAUUGCAGGAAUCUCCCUCUGGCAGUUCGCAGAUAUUCCCAUCGACCGGGCGGUGAGCAACGAGCAGCACCGACCCCGAGGGCUGAACAAUAAAGGUGUGCUGGGCCUCUGGGACGCGGAUCGGCAGGUGGAGUAUUGGAGCCCUGGGAGGGGCAGGUGGAGUAUGGGAGUGGGCCAACCAGAGGGCUUGGAAGACCCAGUUCCUCCCAGGUUGGUAGAAGCAGGAGAAGAGAAGAAACGUCGUCCCGCCCUCGGAGGGCAUGGUCAUAGUUGGUGGGUGGUAUGAAUUCUAUUGUGUGAAUGAAUGGGUGAAGCUGGGGCACAGUCCCUAUCACUUGCUACUUGUACCUGAGAGUGCCCUGAAUCACGACACCAAACACCAGAUAUUUGGAGUAGGCCCAGAGCCCUCCACUUCUGGUGCUUCUCCUCUCCCCCACUUCUGGGUCUAAAGCUCCAUAGCUCCCAAAGCUCCCAAUCCCGUUGCCAGAUCUUCAAUUUCGGUCGACGUUCCUUCUUUGAAGGGUUAAGAUUAUAAAGAAUUAUGGUCUAGUCCAGGUCACCUCCAGGUCACCACCUGCAACUUUGAUGUUUUCCAUUUCAGCCACCAUGGAACGGAGACCUGUUUAUCGUCCGGUGCUGGUAGGUAGUCCAUAUAUCACCUCCAUGUCUCACGUCCGCAGCACCAGCACCACGCAGUCCGGUCCGGUCCUUCAGGUACCCCGAAGCCACCUGGCCGCGAGCGAAACCCGAGGCAUGUACCGCCACACCAAGUUGGCCGCCGCCGUGGUGGCGCAGUUGCUCCGUGGCCUUCACGGUGAGGAGCUCCGACUGCCGACCUGAAGGUGAAGGGAUUGAAAAACGAGGUGUCGUGCGACAGCCGCGGACCCGCGCGCCAUCCACGGAUCUCGGAGACGACAUCGUGAGCCACGCGUAUGCGCGGCCGCGCGGGGCGUAUGCGCGCAGA
Durusdinium trenchii is the source of this 2031-nucleotide messenger RNA. The record is from the annotation of a GenBank genome assembly. NCBI's taxonomy places the organism in Eukaryota, Dinophyceae, Suessiales, Symbiodiniaceae.